GAACAUGUGGAUGAGAGUGAUGAGAAUGUGGAGCGAGGCAACUGGUCCUCAAAGAUUGACUACUUGCUCUCAAUGAUUGGCUGUUCUGUGGGUCUGGGCAAUGUUUGGAGAUUCCCUUACCUGGCUUACAGAAAUGGAGGAUGUGCGUUUCUUAUUCCCUAUGCAUUCAUGCUGGCACUCGUUGGGAUACCACUGUUUUUCUUGGAAUCUUCCUUUGGUCAGUUUGCCAGCCUUGGACCUGUUGCAAUGUGGAAAGCUGUGCCAAUAUUACAAGGUGUGGGGAUCAAUAUGGUCCUUGUGACCUCAAUUUCCAACAUUUCCUACAUCUGCAUCCUCGCCUACAGCCUGUACUACUUGUUCGCUUCCCUCCAAUCGCCCCUGCCGUGGGCAGACUGCUUCAGUUGGUGGGGUGCAGAUGAAACAUGCAGCAGGACUCCUAAAGAUCCACUCUGCAAUCUCACUCUGGAUGAUGGGUAUUUUGAAAUCGUUAAUACAACAUGGCUGCAUGUAAACAAUGAAACUUGUCCAAAUGGAUCAGAAAUCAACAUUCCUCACCAGGGUCCAAGUGAGCAAUACUGGGAUAAAGUGGUUUUAUGCCGUACCAGUUCAAUCAAUGAGCCUGGGGAGAUAGUCUGGUAUUUAGCCCUCUGUCUGCUUCUGGCCUGGCUGAUUGUUGGAGCAGCAUUAUCGAAAGGAAUCAAAUCUUCAGGAAAGGUGGUUUAUUUCACUGCGACAUUCCCUUAUGUGGUUCUGAUCAUACUCCUGAUCCGAGGUGCUACCCUGGAGGGAGCCGAUAAAGGAAUUGAUUUCUACAUUGGAAGCCAGUCAGACUUCUCCAAGCUGGCUGAUGCUGAGGUCUGGAAAGAUGCUGCAACACAGAUUUUCUAUUCUCUUGCAGUGGGUUGGGGCAGUUUAUUAACACUGUCAUCCUACAACAAAUUCCACAAUAACUGUUACCAAGAUACCAUCAUUAUCUGUGUUGUUAAUUGUGCUACGAGUGUGUUUGCUGGAUUUGCCAUCUUCUCAACCCUUGGACACAUGGCUCAUGUACAAGGCAAGCCUGUUUCAGAAGUUGCACAGUCAGGUUUUGGUUUGGUUUUCAUUGCCUACCCAGAGGCUCUUGCACAGUUGCCAUGGGCACCAUUCUGGUCCUUUUUAUUUUUCCUCAUGCUGAUCACUCUGGGACUCGACACGCAGUUUGCAUCCUUGGAAUUAAUUGUAACAACACUGCUGGACCAGUUCCCUAAGUUUCUACGACCAAAGCACUUUUAUGUGACAACUGGUGUUUGUUUGUUAUUUUAUUUCCUUGGCCUUAUUUGUGUAACACAGGCUGGGAUUUACUGGUUAAAUUUACUGGAUUAUUUCUGUACUGGGUGGAUCCUCAUUACAAUAGCUCUGCUGGAACUCAUUGGCCUCAGCUGGAUCUAUGGGGUAAACAGAUUCAUCAAGGACAUUGAGAUGAUGAUUGGGGAAAGAAAUUGGCUCUUCUGGCUGUGGUGGAGAGUGUGUUGGAGUUUUAUCUCUCCAUGUUUGGUGACAGCAGUUUUAAUCUGGUCAGUAACAACGUUCGUCCCACCAACAUAUGGAUCUGUUGAGUACCCUGUCUGGGCAACAGCACUUGGUUGGUGUAUGAUAAUCCUCUGUAUUUUGUGGAUCCCCAUUGUCGCCAUUGUGAGAGUUGUCCAAGCUGAGGGUUCCACCUUGUGCCAGAAAAUUUUUGCCGCUUGCACAUCAACUCCUGAUUGGGGUCCAUACUUGGAACAACACAGAGGGGAAAGAUACAGAAAGAGGCCUGAUUCUGCAGAAUCUCCUCAUUGUGAAAAACGUCUGGUUACUCCACCAUAA
Messenger RNA from Carcharodon carcharias (great white shark), 1845 nucleotides. RefSeq names its product sodium- and chloride-dependent neutral and basic amino acid transporter B(0+)-like. Gene Ontology annotation, molecular function: L-proline transmembrane transporter activity. NCBI's taxonomy places the organism in Eukaryota, Metazoa, Chordata, Chondrichthyes, Lamniformes, Lamnidae. The record is from RefSeq and is a predicted model, not a curated record. The coding region runs from base 73 to 1845 and encodes 590 amino acids. Gene Ontology annotation, biological process: sodium ion transmembrane transport. The transcript is spliced from 13 exons. Gene Ontology annotation, cellular component: membrane.